AUGACAGCUGCACGUCUGCGCUCCGUGGUGAGUGACGUCCUUCCCAUUGAUGUGCACCACCAAUGCCCUUUGACCACAGGCGCUGUGCCGACCUGCGGGGCCGACUGCCUGGUGUCCUGCUUCUGCCUGGAGAGCGUGAGUCCAGACCUGGCGGCGUUCACGCGGGCUCUGGGGCACAUGUCCUCGCUGCUGCGUCCAGGGGGGCACCUUCUGCUCAUCGGCGCCCUGGGGGAGAGCUACUACCUGGGGGCCCCGGGGCUGCGGAUCCCUGUAGUGCCCCUGGACAAGGUCCAGUUGUGUGCCAGCCUGAGAGAGAGCGGCUACCAGCUGCUGCAGCUCAGCAUCUACACCCUGCCGACUGACAUGAGUGUGGGCGUGGAUGACGUGACUGGGGUGUUCUUCGUCAAAGCCAGAAAACUGUAG
Molecule: messenger RNA, 423 nt
Organism: Clupea harengus (Atlantic herring)
Lineage: Eukaryota; Metazoa; Chordata; Actinopteri; Clupeiformes; Clupeidae
Product: phenylethanolamine N-methyltransferase-like
Exons: 3
Coding region: 1-423 (140 amino acids)
Source: RefSeq, a predicted model, not a curated record